Rattus norvegicus (Norway rat) is the source of this 996-nucleotide messenger RNA. RefSeq names its product cathepsin 7 like 1 (gene Cts7l1). The record is from RefSeq and is a predicted model, not a curated record. NCBI's taxonomy places the organism in Eukaryota, Metazoa, Chordata, Mammalia, Rodentia, Muridae. Gene Ontology annotation, cellular component: nucleus; Golgi apparatus; endosome. The transcript is spliced from 7 exons. Gene Ontology annotation, biological process: proteolysis. Gene Ontology annotation, molecular function: cysteine-type endopeptidase activity; cysteine-type peptidase activity. The coding region runs from base 1 to 996 and encodes 331 amino acids.
AUGACUCCUGCAGUCUUUCUGGUUAUCCUAUGGUUGGGAGUGACCUUGGCUGCUCCAACACCUGAUUACAAUUUGGAUGCUGAAUGGGAGAAGUGGAAGAGAAGCAAUGAGAAAACAUAUAGUCCAGAAGAAGAAGAACAGAGGAGAGCAUUGUGGGAAGAAAACGUGAAAAUGAUCAAACAGCACACUGUGGAGAAUGGCCUGUGGAUGAACAACUUCACCAUAGAAAUGAAUCAGUUUUGUGACAUGACUGAUGAAGAAAUGAGAAUGAUGAUAGAUAGUUCAGCCCCGACUCUAAGAAAGGAGAAACGUGUCCAGAAACGCAAUGUUGAAAUUCCCAAAACCUUGGAUUGGAGAAAAGAUGGGUAUGUGACUCCUGUGCGAAGACAGGGAGCAUGUGGUGCAUGUUGGGGUUUUGCUGUGGCUGGUUCCAUAGAAGGACAGCUGUUCAAAAAAACAGGCAAAUUGUCUCCACUGAGCGUUCAGAACCUAGUGGACUGUUCUAGAUCCUUUGGCACUAUGGGAUGUAAUGGAGGCAGGAUUUAUAAUGCCUUCCAAUAUGUGAAGAACAAUGGAGGUCUGGAGGCAGAGGCAACCUAUCCAUAUGAAGCAAAGGUAAGAAACUGCAGGUACCGUCCUGAAAAGUCUGUUGUUAAGGUCACUCGCUUUUUGGUUGUCCCAAGGAAUGAAGAAGCCCUAAUCAAUGCUCUAGUAAAUAUUGGACCCAUUGCUGUUGGAAUUGAUGCUCAACAUGAAUCUUUUAAAAAAUAUGCAGGAGGUAUAUAUCAUGAGCCAAACUGCAAACGUGAUUCUCCCAACCAUUCUAUGCUAUUGGUUGGCUUUGGUUAUGAAGGUCAAGAGUCAGAGGGCAGAAAAUAUUGGUUGGUAAAAAACAGCUAUGGUGAACAAUGGGGUGAAAAAGGCUACAUGAAGAUUCCCAGAGGUCAGAACAACUACUGCGGAAUUGCUUCUUAUGCCAUGUACCCUGUAUUGUGA